This is a messenger RNA of Zymoseptoria tritici IPO323, 2406 nucleotides long. RefSeq lists its product as uncharacterized. Bases 1 to 2406 code for a protein of 801 amino acids. The record is from RefSeq and is a predicted model, not a curated record. Lineage: Eukaryota; Fungi; Ascomycota; Dothideomycetes; Mycosphaerellales; Mycosphaerellaceae. The transcript is spliced from 7 exons.
AUGAGAUUGGAGAUGAGAUUGGAGAUGGGAUUCAAAGAGACGGGAUUGCAGAGGGAAGCAAUAGGGGACGCUGUUGCUCUGAAGUGGAGUGGUGGGUUUGACCUCAGGAAGGAGGAAAAGUCGGUGCUGGAGAUGCUGCCUUCGUUCAACACAUAUGCAGCGGCGAGGUCACCGUCGAUGCUGAAUUCAACACCGUACGCAGCGGGUUCGGUCGCCGUCGGUGCUGAGUUCACCAUCACCCACAGCAGCCAGCAGGACGACCGGCGAACCCGCCGCCGCAAGAGAACGGAAAUCUCGCACCUCUCGUGCCAGCGCCAAAGUCUCCAACUCUUGCAAACUCAGUCAUCGCAAGCGUUGGAAGUGCUCGAGCGGGAAAUACGAUGGUUGGAGAAGAAGAAGAAGUGGUGGUGUGAUGAUGGGUCGUUGAUGAUGAUGCGGAGGAGUGCUGGGAUGAGAGGGAUGGAAGAAGGGAGGAGGGAUCAGACGGUGCAGCAUUACGCUUUGAUGAAUGGUGGGCUGCUUCUUGAGGAGUGGGUGGGGGAGUUGACUACUACGGCGGAUGAUGUUGUUGGUGGAGCUGAUGAGGAAGAUGGUGGUGAUGAGGCGGACGUUGAGAAGGAAAAUGUCUCAUCAGCAGACCUCGACGACGACUCAGAACACGUCGAAAAAUUCUCAUCGCCAAAACCCAUCCAAUCGUCAUCCGAUCCCGCCCCCAUCGUCGCCUCCCCCUCCAGGGGCUUCUCCUCGACCACCCCGGCCGCCGCUUUCAAUCAUUCACCACCCACCACUUCUCCUCCUCCUCCAGGACCUCCACACUCCGACGCCAGUCACUCCACCUCCGGUCUCCUCCAAGAAGCCACCUCCCUCACCCGCGGCAUGUUCGGUCUGGUGUCCAUGAACGCCGUUGCCGGCGCUUCCGCCGCGCAAAAGGGGGAGUGGAGGGAGGUGAAGCGGUUGGUGGAUGAGAUGAAGGAAGCGCUAGGGAGUGGGGAUUUGAAGGCGUUGUUGGGGCAGGCGGUUGAGUAUGAGAGUUGGUGGGGUAGGGGGGACCGACACGUCUUCUCUCCAGGAAUACGGCUGCUGUUGGCAACUUCUGUGUACGACAAUAAGAUUAGUACGGACUUUGACGGCGAUCUUGCUGCUGCGUACUGUGUUGAAUCCACCAUCGACCUCGUUGCUACAUACUACGUGAAGAUCAGCACUGACUUUGACGGCAGUCCUGCUGUCAUAGGCGAUGGUGAAUUCAGCACCGAGCUCGUCGGCAGUCCUAGCUGCGCUGCAUACGACGAACGGAUUCGGAAACCGACCUGGCGUUGCAAAACCCAUCCCUCCCAUACACACCCACAGUACGUCCCUCUCAAUCUCGUUGACCGCUCAGUCAACCCCCACAACCUCUCAACCUCUUUACCAACCAUGCCUCCCGCACCACCAACCUUCGGCCUCACGCUCCUCACCCCAACUCAACUCCUCUCCCGCAACGCAGCCAACGCCCGCUCCCACCCCCUCAAACCGCACCCUCACUCCCUCACCAUCCUCACAACCUGGUGCUCCAAAUACGCCCUCGACCGCUACCACAUGCCAGACGCCACCAACCUCCUCCAUCUGCUCGAGAAGAUGAACUACAUCCAGGGUCUGCAGAACGAGGAAGAAGUAUGUGAGGUGGCGUUUCGGGUUGGGUCGAUUUUGAUCAAGAAGUUUUUAGGGGUGAAGAGGGAGGGGGAUGGGAGGGCGGCGACGGCGAAGGAGGUGGGGGUUUUGAGUGGGGAGGUGGGAGGGUUGUGGAUGGAGAUGAGGGGUCGGAAAGGUGGGGAGGAUAGAGUGGGAGAGGAGGGAGUCGAAGAAAUUAAGCAUGAGAAGAAAGUCGAAGAAGUGGAGAAUGGAGAGGAGGAGGUCGGAGAUGGUGAACAUGGAAAGGAAGGAGUCAAACAUGUCGAGCAUGAAGAAAACGCGCUCGACGAUGGAGACUCACUUGCUCGCCUGGAAAAUGCGUACGCCACGAGAGUGCAGCAGCAGCCACACAAGUCCGCUGCCCAGCAGUCCCACUCCAAAGGUCACCCACGCAAAGCGACUCUCGCAGCAGCCGCCGUUGAUGAGCCCAAGACUCCUGCUCCGAUCAUCACGGCCAAAGUCAAGAGCACUCCUCGCCAGAUCAAGCCUGCUCCAGCCCAUCUGCUCAAGACGACCAACGAACCCGCGCAGAAAGACGACGUCCUCGAGACCAAACUCAACCAAGCCAAGCUCUACAUGGCCAAAGUCAACAAGACCAAGCUCGACCAACUCUACAAGCAACGUGAGGUGUUGAUCAAGAGUAUAGCCGCGAGGAAGGCCGAGGAAGAGAGGCUCGAGAAGAAGUUGAGGGUCAAGAGGGAGGAGAUGGUUUUGCUGAUGAUGUCGAUUGAUGCUUGA